Messenger RNA from Diaporthe batatas, 1056 nucleotides. RefSeq lists its product as uncharacterized. Lineage: Eukaryota; Fungi; Ascomycota; Sordariomycetes; Diaporthales; Diaporthaceae. The transcript has a single exon. The record is from RefSeq and is a predicted model, not a curated record. The coding region runs from base 1 to 1056 and encodes 351 amino acids.
AUGGGUUUGUCCAUGCUUGUUCGCAGUUCAUCAGCCUUGGGCGUGGAGUGUCCAAUUGGCUAUCGAUUCUAUGCUUGCGCGGCGAGCAACUUCAUAGGCUGCUGCUCCACCGAUCCUUGUGGGCUGCCAAAUGCCUGCCCUCUCGAAAAUACGCCAGCAUCUUCGACGUCAUCCAGUGUGCCCAUAGCAACUGCAGAGCCAACAACACAAUCAUUUCCCACGAACACCCCAUCUUUCACGAACCUCUCGACUUCUCGGGUUGUCACGGUUGUCAUCCCCACAACGCAUCUGUCCUCUCCAACAACGACAACGACCGCAACUGUCUCAACCAUCUUCUCACUGCCUCCAUCCUCGUCACCAAGCUCCUCCUCAGUCGCCUCGAACUCCUCCUCUCCAAAACAAUUCAACCCAGUCGGCCUCAUAGUAGGCCUCACUGUCGGCUUCACCGUCCUCGCCCUCAUGCUGGUACUAGUGAUCCACCUGCUCUGGCGCCGCCGGCAGACGAGGGACCCGUGCGACGAGGAUCCAAUCCUCCCGAGGAUGGGCCACAGAGCCACCGCGUUCUACCUGCCACAGAAACAGCCAUUCAACUCCCCCAUCAUGACCUCGCCCAACACAGACAAGCCAGUCCCACCAGCGCCGACGUCCGCCCGGCCGUGGCGGCAGUCAUUCGCCGAGGCGGGCCUGUCAGAUCAGCAGGCCGUGCGCGACAGCAGGCCCAGCCCUCGACAUAUCCCCAUCGUGACGGCCGCGCCGGCCCCGACGGACACCGAUGAGGCGGCGCCAGCCCCGACGGUGUGGAGGCGCAGGAGCGACGCCCCCAGGGAACCCGCGCCGGCGGCAGUUAGGGCCCAGGGCAGGGCACAGCGGCCGAUGAGCAGGUCGUCGUCGCCCGUGGACUCGAUCUUCGACGUGCCCCAGAGGCGGACAACGGCGGAGAUGGACGCCUCGUGGGCAUUGUUUAGGGGGGACCCGGCGGCGUUCUACGGCCUGUCUGCGCCGCCUCGGAGUCGGGAUGGCUCACGGCCUGGCUCGAAUAGCAAUCAGGGUGGGUGA